Molecule: messenger RNA, 642 nt
Organism: Polistes dominula (European paper wasp)
Lineage: Eukaryota; Metazoa; Arthropoda; Insecta; Hymenoptera; Vespidae
Product: S-phase kinase-associated protein 2
Source: RefSeq, a predicted model, not a curated record
AUGUACAAUGGUAUGCAAAAAAUGGCACGAAUUAACUGUAAAUUUUUGGAAAAAUUAUCAUUGGAAAGUUGUACUUUGAAUACAGAAUGUUGUAAAGAGAUAAGUAAUUGUAUUGAUAUAUCUGUAUUAAAUUUAUCUAUGUGUGGUGGAUUAAAUCUUACAGGUAUUUUAUCUGUACUUAAACUUAGAAGUUUAACUGAACUUAACGUAGCAUGGUGUUCAUUUAAUAAGCAACAAGUUGAUGUCAUUUGUAAAAUGCUUCCAUCAACCAUGACUCGUUUAAAUAUUUCUGGAUGUGAAGAAAAUAUGAGUGAUCUUAAUCUUUCAGACUUGAUAUUAUCUUGCCCAAAUAUAAAGGAAUUAGAUUUAAGUGAUAAUACAUCGCUCACUGAAGAUAUAUUUUCAGAAUUAACAAAUUUGCAUAAUUUGGAACAUUUGUCAUUGAGUCGUUGUUUUAAUAUAAAAUCAUUAUCAAAAUUGGAUUUAAAUUUGGUGCCAUAUUUCGAAUAUUUGGAUAUAUUUGAUUUAGAAUUAACAUCUGUGCCAGAUAAAUUAAAAAUUAAUCAAUUUUUAUUUACAUCCAUUGCAAGGCCCACGUUGAAAGAUCACAAAACUAUUUGGGGUCUUUACGUUAAAAGUUAA